Messenger RNA from Brassica rapa (field mustard), 5904 nucleotides. RefSeq names its product transcription factor bHLH85. Gene Ontology annotation, biological process: regulation of transcription by RNA polymerase II. The record is from RefSeq and is a predicted model, not a curated record. Gene Ontology annotation, cellular component: nucleus. Gene Ontology annotation, molecular function: DNA-binding transcription factor activity, RNA polymerase II-specific; RNA polymerase II cis-regulatory region sequence-specific DNA binding; protein dimerization activity. Lineage: Eukaryota; Viridiplantae; Streptophyta; Magnoliopsida; Brassicales; Brassicaceae.
AGGAAGGGUCAAUAAUAAAUGUUUAUAUUAAAAUAUACCAUAUAUAUAUGUAUAUAUCUAUUUCAAUAUCACUAAAAUUUAAUAAUAUACCAUAUAAAGUAAAUAAAAUGAUUGUUUUGAUUUCUUUACCAAAAAAUGAUUGUAAAUAAACAAAAGAUAUUGGUUUUGAUUUAUGUUCUUAAUGUAUAUACUUUUAUGUAUACAAAUUAAUUUUUAAAUAAGUAGUUUUUAAUAUGGUAUUUGAUUCUGACAAUCCCAGAAAUACAGUUCUUCAAAUUGAAGUGAUCUUUAAUAUUGGAAGCACUAUACAUGUAUAUAUUAUUUCAUUCAGAUUAAAUACUUUAAUCUUGAUUUUUAUUCCUAAAAGAAAAGUUUUUAGUAAAAUAUCAUGACAAGAUUCUAAUCACCUCUUUUUGAGUUUAUUCGAAGAAUGAGAGAUUUGAUCAUUUGUUUAGUAUUUGGUUCUUCCUAAUAUCCUAUCUACCUAUAUUACAAAUGUAAGAAUGAGAGAUUUUAACUAUUUAUUAUAAGUUUUCUGGUUUAUCAUUUAAUAAAUCAAACAGUUCUUACUUUAUACAUAGUUUACAUAUACUAGAAUCAUAAAGUAUUAUAUUUAUUUUUUAUCGGUAUACUAUUAAAUAACUAAACCUCAAAAAUGUAGGUUAAUAAAGUAAGUAAUUUUUUUUUCUAGAAUUAGAUAAUUUUUUGACCGAACUGGUGAAUAUAUACUAGACAAACAUUUAUAUUUCGAGUCUUCACUUAUUAUCUAUAACAGUUUGAUAUAUUAGAUUUGAAUACUAACCUGUAAAUAGAGUUUGUCGGUGGUUUUCCUUACAAAUUUGAUUCUUAGAUAUGUAUCUAUAGAGUGGAAUUAAUUUUUAUCCAUGUCCAUCUUUUUAAAUUGACUCUUAUGUAAUUCACUUAAUUCACAGAAUAAGUUAAAAAAACUCAUAUGAGUGAAACAUAAACGAGAACGAAAACAUAAUUUUAUAGAAGUAAAAUAUGAAAUCACUUAUGGAGAGUCAGUAGUAAACAAAUUGAGAGCAUAAAACCUAAUCAUUUUUCUUCAUUUUACAAUUGAUGUUGCCUAUCUGGUUUUUGUGAUUUGUGUCAGCCGCAAAAUUUAAUUUUUUUUGUGCAUAUGAAGUCUUAAAAAUAAUUAAAAUAAGUUGUAAUACGUUAGCUCUUCAACAACGAUGAUACAUUUAAGAGACCAAUAUUUGUAAUCGUAAUUUUACAAUUGAUAAAGAUUGUAGUGUUGCAAAAUAUUAAAAUUAUUUAAUGAACAAAAAUUAGUAUAAAAGAUUCAUUGCGCGCAUGCAGGCAAGUUGUCAUCUAGUGGCAGGUUAAAACAAGGUAUUUUCUAUAUCAUGGCAGGUUGAACUAUAUGUCUAUUAAUGGAAAGUAUUUGAAGGUAGCAUAUGUAGUUUACUUUUUGCUGUAUAAGGAUCAUAUGUAGUUUUUCAAAGAUGGCUCUAAUUUAAUACUCAACAUUAAACUUCAUGGAUCACUAAAAACUACAGUCUAAAUCCAUACAUAAACAUAAAAUGUUGAUUUGGACAUGCCUGUUAUUAGUACUAGAUUACCGAAUUCAAAGUUUGAUCUAUUGUUUCGAUAAGAAAAAGUUCAGUAAUAUUGUUAACCUUGUGACACAUAUUAAGUUAUGAAUAUCUAUUCUUUUUUUUUUUUGAACAACGAAUAUCUAUUCUAAUAACUGUGUAGUUUAUGUAGUUAUACAUUUUAUUUCUGUAGCAAUUAGCGAGCAUAUUAUGAACCCGACCGUAAAUUCAAUGUCCCCGAGUGUUUUCAAUCUUAUCUGUAUGCAAAAAUUCAUUUCUAUUUUAGUCCAUUCAUCUCCAAAUAGAGUUCGAAAAAAGCUCCUAAUAAUGAAUAGUCUGCCAUUAGUUAAUGCUUUGGUAAAACGAAAACCUAAUCCUGACUAAGAUAUUAUCUACAAUAAAGUUGAAUAACCUAGUGAGAUUCUCCAAUCUUGAUCCCAUAAUUCUGUUGAAAACCCCCGUUAACUGUGAAUACCGCUAUAAUCAUGGCUCAUCAGUUAUCACAUUGGUCAUAAUUCGGGAAUAUCAUCCGACCUAUAAUCUUUUUGCUUACUUAAAUUUCUGUGUUUAACAAAUAUGAGAUAAUAUACUCUUAAGUUAAGCAAUAAGAUAAGCAGAAUGCAUCGAGUCAUAACCGAGAAACGACAAAAUAUGCUUUGAAGACUAAGUUGUAUCGCCCACAAUAAUUAGCUGUUCAUAUCUAAGGGAAUCAAGACUUGGUUACUUAUUAAUUAAUUAGGAAGGUGAUUGCAAUUGGUGUCACAAGUGUUGACUUUGUCCAUUAUUCGUCAUGUUCACUAUAUAUACAUCCCAACUCCUCUCCCUCAUUCCCUCACUUCUUACAAGACUUCCAAGAAACAAAACUAACCAAUCUUCUUAAUUAAGAUUAAACUCUUAAUUAUUACUGUUAAGUUCUAAUAAAAAAAAUUAAAUGGAAGCCAUGGGAGAAUGGAGCAACAACCUCGGAGGAAUGUACACAUAUGCAACCGAAGAGGCCGAUUUCAUGAACCAGCUCCUUACCUCAUACGAUCAUCCUGGCACCGGCUCAUCCUCUGGUACGGCCAGUGCAGACCACCAGGGCUUGUGUUGGAGCCUUGGUUCUCAUCACAACCACCUUACCAUUAUGCCUGAAGCCAGUAGCUUCUGUUUUUCUGGUGAGAGCAGCAGCUACAGCGAAUACUAUGCGGUGGCACCACCCGGGGUUAGAGAGAACAACAAUGGGUCAAUGGACUUUGACAUGGUAGAUGUGACCAUCAACACCAACUCUUACCUUGUUGGUGAGGAGACUAGUGAGUGUGACGUUGAAAAGUACUCAUCUGGAAAGACUCGUUUGCCUUUGGGAGCCGUCUUGGAGACCCAUGAUGACGUGGAGAGCAUGUUGCAGCCCGAGAUCUCUGUGACUACUACUGAUCAUCAGAAGUAUCUCACCGGUUCCAAGAAGAGAUCACGUGCGACAUCCGCUGAUAAAAAUAAGAAAGCAAAAGUGGGUAAGAGGGGCCAAAAGAGCUUAGAGAUGAGUGGCGAUGACAGGAAUGGAGGGGAAGAGGAAGAAGGAGAGAAGGUGAAGAAAAGAAAGACUGGGCCUAUGAUGAGUAGACAGAACUCUAGCAUUACUUUAUGUUCUGAAGACGAAUCACACUGCGCUUCCCAGGACGUUGGAGGAGAAGAUGAAGAAGAUGCCUCCAAGGCCCUAAACCUCAACGGCAAGACCAGGGCUAGUCGUGGUGCUGCCACCGACCCUCAAAGCCUUUACGCAAGGAAAAGAAGAGAAAGGAUUAACGAGAGACUGAGGAUUUUGCAAAAUCUUGUCCCUAAUGGAACAAAGGUCGAUAUCAGUACAAUGCUUGAGGAAGCCGUUCACUACGUCAAAUUUUUACAGCUGCAAAUUAAGUUAUUAAGCUCUGAUGAUAUGUGGAUGUAUGCGCCGAUUGCUUUCAACGGAAUGGACAUUGGCCUCAACUCAUCAAGAUGAUGCGGAACUUCUGGUCAAUUAUAACAAAAUUAAUAUUCUUUUCAUUUUAAACAUUCUCCGCCUUAGGAUGAGUUGGAUUAAAAUUGCUCGUGCUUUGUUCAAUAUGAGAGAAAUGGAGAGGCACAUUCGCUUUUACUUUUUUUUUUUUUAUCACAUUCCAUUUCUUCAAUAAAGACUUGAGCCAUUCUUUUAUUUUAUAGAUGCUGAUGUUUCUAUCAAUUCAGUCUAGUUGCCGUUAUUAUAAUUUGACCUAUAAUUUAAUGUAUCUUGACCAUCCCACUAUAUAAAAGGGACUAAUUUAGGAUGUUAUAAAGGAUACCACAUGGGCGAAAUAUUCUCAGCCAUUCAUUCUGCCACGUCACGUCGACAGUGGGUCCUCCGUGUUUUAUUGUUUUUCGAGUGGGUUUACGGUGUGUUUUGUUUUGUUUUGAUUUGGGCUUUCACAUGUUAUUGGUUGGCCCAAUCUCUAAAUGGAAUGACGUAAGUGAUGCGUUGUUUUUACCGAUUCCUCUUCUCGCUAGCACAUUAAUUAGUGAACCCUGUUUCUUAAAAAAGGUUUAACCAUGUUAAUCGUACAUCUUUCAUGGGAAUAACCUCAAUCGUGAGGCGUUUAGGUGAGAGGAAACGACGAGAUAGCGAUUUCUUUAGGUUACACCGUGAUUGGAAAACCCUAGCUUAGAUCCUCUAGACUCAAUCCAAGCCUAAAGGUUCGUCUCUUCACCUUCUCCUUAGAUCUGCUUCAUAAUCAUCUUUCUCGAUUCGCCGAUGCUUUGAAUGGUUGACACUAGGCAGAUUUUUGUAGAUUUUCGAUUCGUUGCACCGUUUCUCAAUACCAAUUGAGAUUCGUGUUCUAAUAUUGCUGAAAUCGAUUACGAGGUCUCUUAUCAAAGGUUGUGCAGAACCCAAGAAAGUUUAGAUCACUGACGGUGACCUAGGGGAUUCGUUUGAGAUGUCAAGCUUUCACGUGGGAGGAAAGGUAGUGGACAAGGUCGACUUGUGUAGGAAGAAACACUGGGCGUGGCCUUUGGAUGUUUGGCCGUUUGCUAUCCUCUAUGCUACGUGGUUGGCUACAAUCGUGCCUAACGUAGAUUUCAUCGAUGCUAUGAUCGGUUUUGGUGAUCUUCUUGCUUCUCACAUCUUAGUCUUGCUUUUCUCUAUGUGGUCUGUGGAUUUCAAGUGUUUUAUCCAGUUUAGCAAGGUUAACAGUAUCAUCCAGGCAGAUGCGUUUAAAGUCACCCCAGCCAAGUUUUCUGGUUCUAAAAAAGUUGUGCCUCUUCAUUUUCGUAGCCAAAUGACUGGUUCGUCAUCCUCAGGAGACAUGGAAUAAAUUUUUUUUGACUUCAGAAAGCAGCGUUUUAUGUACUCAAAAGAGUUAGGAGCCUUUUCCAAGCUUCCUUACCCCACAAAGAAAACAUUUGGUCAUUAUCUAAAAUAUAUUGGCCAUGGUACAUAAGAUAAAGUUGCAACAGCCACUGAGAAGUGGGGAAGGAACGUGUAAGACAACUUAUCACUUUUAUAUACAUGUUUUUAUUAUAAGUUCAUUUUAUGGUCGACAAUUGAUGUUUUUAUUGGCAAUUCUUUUUUGCAUGUCUCUUAAUUUCUGCAAUCAGUUUGUCUUUUUUUUUUUUGUGUCUAACUAACUUUUCUUUUCCAAACAUUUCUCUUUCUGAAUAUAUCCAAUCCAGAGCAUGGUUGUUCUUUUUUCUUAAUAAAAUGUUGGAUCCGUCAAAGCCGGAUCCGGAUCCAGAUCCAGAUAUUUUAAUUUUUUAGUCCGGAUAUCUAGAUCCGUAAGUUUUAUUAAUAACUAUUUCAAAAAUAAUAAUAUCUAUAUAUAAAAAUUAAUUUUAUUUAAUAUAUUUCAUUUUUAAUAGUAUAUAUAAAUUUUAUGUAAAUUAUGUAAUAUUAUACAUAAAAAAAUUUAAAAAAAUUAUAUAUUUUUUAUUUUUAAAUUAUUGUUAAUAUUUUAUAUAUAUUAAUAUUAUUUUUUAUUUAUUUUAAGGAUCCAGAUCUUUAUCUGGUGGAUCCAUAAUUUAACUAUCCUUAUCCGGAUUCGGGGUUCUCGGAUAUCCGGAUGUCGGAUAUCCUUCUAAAAAUUGUAAUAUCCGGCGGAUAUCUGAUCCGUCCUAGGCAGAUUCAAAAUUGAAAAUCUGUUUUGUAAUUACACAAUGUGUUAAAUGGAAAAAUAUUAAAAUUUCAUAUUUUAUUUUCAAAUCAAACAAAAACAUAAAAAACAAAAACAUAAAAAAUAAAUAAUCAGAAAACAGGUUAAAUAGAUAUGUAAACAUUUACAAAAUUUAAUAAAAUAUUAAAAUAAAACAAUUAACAUAUUAAGUCAAAAAAUCAAAAUCAAAAUUUUAAAUAAAAAUAUAUAAU